ACACAAAAAGCCACAACGCGGAGCAUUUCGCCACACAUGAAGCUGUGCCGCCACACUCUUUAGUACGCACAUUUCAGCCAUUGUAUAUGAGUUUUCCCACUAAGCCAACAAAUACCAGUUACUCGCGCACAACAGACGCGAAGACAACAAAUCGUACGAUCAACGCAGGUAAAACGAUUAAACCGCUUGAGAUUAGUGGCAAACUAAAUAAAAUACCUGUUGAAAUUAAGAAACUAAUAUUAAAGUUAUCGCUUGUGAGGGGCGAAUAAAGCAUUUUGAGGAUUAAGUCGACAACAGACAGUGUCUAGCGGUUAGUGUAAAUUGGCAAAGACGACGGUACGCAAGCAUUUACAAGCGGAAUUGUGCAAAAUAAGUGAUAAAACUCAAAAAAAAUUUGGUUCGAUUUACAAGUAACAAAUUAUUUUCAUGACUACCCGCAUACAGAAAGCGUCGUAAGAAAGUUUAGUGUGAAAAGAAGUGAGAAAAAGUGAAGAGUUUGAAGACGAGAAAGCAUUUUGCAGCAGAAAAAGAUUGUUUUUUGAGCAUAGCAAAGGCGGCGCAAAGACCGAAGAGCAAUAGUAAACAAUUAAAAUCAAUUAUCGUUACUUCCUUUGACUACCACAAACACAACAAAUUUGUGCGAAAAAUGGUCAAGGCCGAGAGCAUACAGUACGAUGACAAUCAAGUGCCCUACAUCGACUUGGGUACUGCGGUAAUACGUAUGGAGAAAGAAGAAGCGCCAGAAUGGGCUUUGGAGAAAGCGCGUCAAGAAUUACGUGAGUUGCCGGAAAUAAUGGAACCGGCUAUUAAAAAGUUGCGCGAGUUAAUUGAAGAGGAGAAACACUUAAAGCUGCCUUUGGAUGAUGAAUAUAUGAAAAUGUUCCUGCGUCCAUGCCAUUACUAUCCAGAAUCGGCGAUGAAAAGACUCAAGAACUUCUAUCACAUGAAAUCGAAAUAUGGCGCACCCUGUGAGAAUAUUGUGCCUAGUAAACUGCGUAACGUUUUCGAAGAGGACAUUUUGGCAUUGUUUCCCAACAGAGAUCAACAUGGACGUCGAAUUCUCGCUAUUGAAGCAGGAAAGAAAUGGAAACCCUCUCGUGCCCCACUGGUCGAUCUCUUCCGCACAAUACAACUGACAGUCUUGGGCUCCAUGGCCGAACCACUUUCACAAAUCUGUGGCGCUAUAGUCAUUAUCGAUAUGGAGGGCCUACCCAUGAGUCAUGUUAUGCAGUUUACACCAUCUUUUGCCGCCAUGUUGCUGGACUAUGUGCAAGAAUGCAUUUGCAUGCGUCUAAAGGCGGUGCAUAUUGUAAAUAAUUCCUAUAUAUUCAAUAUGUUAUUUGCUAUCUUCAAGCCGUUCAUACGCGAAAAGUUGAGGAAGCGGAUUUUCUUUCAUGGCAAGGACUGGAAGUCGCUGACGUCGCAUGUCGAUAAGAAUUCGCUGCCUGUGAAAUACGGCGGCACCGGCACUUGGGAAUUGCCAUCCGGCAAGCUAUUGGGCGAUUUCUUCGACUGCUACUCAGCUGAUUACGAAUUGGCGGACACUUAUGGCUUUACGGAGGACUAUCAAAAGAAGAAAUAGUGCGCUGUGGUGUUGCCAACUUUCGCAUUUUAUAUAAUCAAAAUUUAUUUAAAGAUUUUUGGUAUUAUAGUUUUUUGAUAAAAAUCAUUUGAUUUACUUAAAUGGCAAACUUGUAGUAAUUUGUAUUUAAGUAUAAUAUAUGAAAUAAUAGUUCUUUUUUAUUGCUAUUGUGAUAUUACAGAAAUAUUUUAGUCAAACUUUGUAUUUAACAAAAUUAUUAUUAUUGGUAGUGUGUGUGCAUAUUUUAAAUUAAAAUUUUUAAAAUCCAAUGCUUGCCUUAUGCACCAUAAUACCAUUAAAUUGACAUCAGAAAAAAACAAACAUGUAAAUGUGCAGUCUAGUUAAUAGUUAAUAAGAUUUGUGGUGAUGUUAAAAUAUCAAAAAAAAAAAACAAAUAUAUAUACACACAUAU
Bactrocera tryoni is the source of this 1994-nucleotide messenger RNA. RefSeq names its product alpha-tocopherol transfer protein-like. The transcript is spliced from 8 exons. NCBI's taxonomy places the organism in Eukaryota, Metazoa, Arthropoda, Insecta, Diptera, Tephritidae. Gene Ontology annotation, molecular function: phosphatidylinositol bisphosphate binding. The coding region runs from base 647 to 1582 and encodes 311 amino acids. The record is from RefSeq and is a predicted model, not a curated record. Gene Ontology annotation, cellular component: membrane.